AUGGAGUGGUUAUUUGGAAAGGAGCGAGUGACACCUGAAGAGAUGCUUCGCAAAAACCAGCGAGCAUUAAAUAAAGCCAUAAGAGACUUGGACAGGGAAAGGCAACGCAUGGAACAGCAAGAAAAGAAAAUUAUAGCUGAUAUCAAGAAAAUGGCAAAAGACGGUCAAAUGGAUGCUGUGAAAAUUAUGGCUAGAGAUUUGGUGCGAACAAGACGCUAUGAGAAAAAGUUCAUGAUGAUGAAAGCCAAUAUCCAGGCAGUUUCUCUCAAAAUACAGACUCUACGUUCCCAGAAUGCCAUGGCUCAAGCAAUGAAAGGAGUGACUAAGGCCAUGCAGAACAUGAACAGGCAGUUGAAUCUUCCCCAAAUACAGAGAAUUCUGCAAGAGUUUGAGAAACAAUCAGAAAUCAUGGAUAUGAAAGAGGAAAUUAUGAAUGAUGCCAUCGAUGAUGCAAUGGAAGAUGAGGGCGAUGAAGAAGAAAGUGAUGCAGUUGUGGCACAAGUUCGCGAACUGGGUCUGCAACUCAACGAUCAGCUGUCAAAUCUACCUCAGGCCUCGGCUUCACUCAGUGUAGCAGGUGGCAAGGUACCGGUAGCAGCAGCAGCAGGCGGUGGUGGAGGCUCAGCUCCAGUGUCAGACGCCGACGCAGACCUACAGGCCAGAUUAGACAACUUGCGCAGGGAGUAAUUACAUUUCAUACUCUCUGUAAUGUACAUUUCUGUAACAAAUCUACAUGAAAUAUUGAAAGACGAGCAAAGGUAUGGUAAAGUUCCAUUGUAAAGUUUGCUAAUAUAAGUGCAAAUAUUUUUAUCGCUUCGUCAUGUGAGAUUGUUUUUAUUCUUAGCAAAAAAUUGUAAAAAGUAGAUCGAUUGUAAAUAACUGAUAAAUUUGUAAAAUUUUGAUUGCAUAAAAUGUAUUAAAAAAAAUUGUGUGUAUACAUUUAUUAUGAAUAUAAGCAACAUACAAUUGCAAUGAUUGUAAGUUUUGGAUGUGAAAAUAUAUUAUUAGCAAAAUAAUUGUGAUUAAUGGGUUUUAAAGUAUAAUCUGAUGUCAAAUUUUUGUAUUGAAUAGUCAUUAUUAAAUGGACUUAAAUUCACAAAGCUAGGUGAACAACAAAAAGAUAUGGAGAGCUCCAUAUCAGUGUUUGCUUUACUAUAUUAGAAUGUAUUGUAGUUGAUGAUAGUAGAUAUAUGUUUUGAUAUAAUAAAAUUGUAAUGUUCUUAUUAACUUUUUAUAUUGCUGACAUUUGUGAGAGUAACAUAUAGUAAUGUGUCAUAAAGUUGUUUUACAAUGUUUCUUCUAAGCCCACAAACGGGUCCUAUACAGAAUUGGCUCACUUCUACGCAAUAUCACAACAAAUUAUAUGAUAAUUUAACAUACCUGAACCCGUGCCUUGGCUCUGAAAUUAUAUCAACUGAUAAUUGAACUCAGUGGUGUAUAAACGUAUAAAUUUUUAAAACGAGAGGUAUGCACGUCAUAAAGUCAUGUGAAACUGACAGUUCAGUUUGUAUGAUUGGGGCAGUGCGACCAUUUACUGAGAAUUUCAUUUUUAUAUGGCUCAGAAUUAGUGAAUAAAUUAAUUUUUUUAAGUUAGACAAUAAUGUUGUACAAAUUCUGAUAAAUAUGCACAUAUUGCACUAAUUGCAGUAUGUGACUUUUAUUAUUAGUUUUCAAUCAAUAUCGCUUAUUAUAAGAUAUAGUAAUUUAAACCCUUCUGCUGUAUUUGCUGAAUUUCGAUUCAUUUUCAACGUUUUGCCAAAACUUCCCUCAUUCAGUUAUAUAUCUGUUUCCUUUUAAAGUUAUACAUUAUAAGGUUAAUGUGUUUACUAUACAAAUUAGAAAUUCAGUACAAUUAUUAAGUAUUAGUUGAAGAUUCGGUUUAGUUUUAUUACUAUUCUUUGUUACUUUUCCUCUAGCAGAAUUUUUAUGCAGAGUUUGGUGACAGCUGUCUGUAUAUAUUUUUUUGAUCAUACAUAAAAGCCAGGUGUAAGAACAAUAUUAAACGUUAUCGUACUGUUAUGGAAAAUGGCUCACUUUAAAGAUAUAAUUAAUACACAUCCAAAAACCUUUUAGUUUUUUCAAUAGGUUGUUUGCAAAAAAUCUCAAACUAAAAAAACCACAUCUGGAUGCGUAUUAAUUAUAUCUUGAAAAUGAGAUGCCUUUCAUAAUGCUACAAUGAAAAAUAAAAGUGUAAAAGUGCAUAACAUGUUGUUAUGGGACCACAAUCAAGAUGGCCGCAAGAACAGCUGACACUUGAUAAAAGUUGAGGUUCUUACACGGCAGAAAUUCAAGGUUGUUUCACUACAGUUAGCUCAAGAGUUCACUCCAGUAUAGAAAGUAAUUUAACUUUUGAAUGAGAAAACCAAUAAAUAAAAUUCAUAAAAUAAAAGGCAUGCAGUGAUAUUUUCCAGGGAAUAUUAAUAUAAAUAUAAUCAAUACUAGACUGAACUGGAAGUCCUUAACUCUCUCCUGCUCCUAUUUCUCAGAUUAACUUGUGCCAUGCAGUGUCACUGGAGGUCAAACAACUCAGAUCAAUUUGUUAUAUUUUACUGACUUUAGUGCCGGUCUCUAGUGGUUAUUUACUGAAUUGCAUUAAAUUGUUAGCUAUCAGGAGAAUAUUUUUCUGCUUUAUAUGCCACUUUAAUGGUUAUUUUAAAUUUGUGUAAUAGCAAAUUAAAAACUUGGCCAUAUUAUAAUUGGUGAUAGAGACUUAUGUAUAGCAUUAACAAAUAGGGAUUGCAGCUGAAGGGCCAGGUAGUUUCCUCGCACGCAUGCACUCCCACACUCAAGAGCGCAGGGGGUUGAGGCCAGCCUGCGGCACUUGCUGUUCUCGAUUUCGGGUUAUUCAGUAACGUCUUCGACUCAUGACUGGGCAGUACUCUGUAGCAAUUUCAGUGUAUUAUAUGUUGUUUGGUAUUAUUUACCUCAUUAUGAUGUUAACAAUCUAUGUAUACUAUUCACUUUAAGAUGGAUUUGAUUGGAGAAGUGCACUAGGUGACUAACAAUGUGAAAAUGCACCCAGUCUUAAUCCCGUGCACAUGUGUGUUUGUGUAUGCUUGUGUCUGCGGCCCAGCUGCAGCCCCUGUUUGCUAAUACUAUAGUAAAUUUAAUGAAAUUGCAAGUACUUAUUUUAGUUAUUUAUAGAACAUAGCUCUAAGUGAACCAAGUGGCAGUGAAUCAGACAACUGUGUUUGUGCAACAGACAGGUCUGUGUCUUUGUACAGCUGCUCCUGUGCCCCCAUCCUCUUUGUUUUCAUAAAUAAACACAUGCAGUUAUUUUGUUAUCAAAAGAUGAACUUUCUAACAUGAGUGUGUAUAUAAUAAUGAAGGUUUUGUCUCAGUACAGAAAGUCAAUAUGGUCCAGUAGUACCAUGAGCAUUUAUAAUUAUUGUGACUAAGUGAGGGUUCUAAUUUUUGCUGGUUAUAUAUUAUAACUGCUCAAAUUGUAACAAGAAGUGUUAAAAACAUAUUCUAAUUACUGUCCCAAGGCCUUUUCAAAGAAGGAAGUUUACAAUUUCCUUUCGUGGUCAGAUCAAUGGAAAUUUGUAUUAAAAUUAUGGAAAUUUAAUUUGAAUACUUAUAACACAACAUUAAUCAACUGAAUUGAAAUGAAAUAUUAUCAAUUGAAGUAAUACUUGUAUAUUAUUAAAAGUACAUCCACUAGUUAAAGUGAUAACUAUAACGUCCUAAUACAUAAAUCAUCAUUUGACAUUAGUCAUAAUCCUUUAAAACAUAUUCUAUGCCACAGGCCGUUUAGUAAGAAUUCAAUGAUAAAAAAUUGUAUUAAUUUAAAUUAACCAAUACAAUUUUUAGCUACGUUAAUUAAUGUACAGUUUUAAAUUAUUAUAAAAUACAUUAAUACAACCUUUGUAGGCAAAUAAAAUGUUGAGAGUUCUAAUCAAAGAAGGAGAAAGUUUUUGUUUUGUUUUACAUAAAGUUUUUUAUUCUUCAUGAAACUAAUAUUAUUUUAUCUAUCUUAUUUCCAAUCCUUACAAAAGUAGAGUGAAAAGGUAUCUUACUUCUACAGUCAGUUGUGUCCACAUUACUUGCAGUAUUUUACUAUAUUACCAACAGUAAUUUCGUUAGUCACCUUUAUUCGUACAUAUAAAGGAUUAAACAAAAUAAUUUUUAUUGUUAUGAUUAAUAUUUUUGCUUAGUUGAGUGUUUAAAUUUAUCAACAUGACAUAUGCAAGGAUCAAAUGCAAUAUUUUAGUACACUGUCAUUGACUAAUGAAUACCAACUGAAUUUUAGCUUUGAUAUUUAUGACUCUGACUUCCAAAUAAGGUAUCUAGAAACAAUAAAGGUGGUUAUGGGUUUUAUUUGACUUUUAAAAAAUACUAAACUUCAUAAAUAAAGAAAUUGUGAGCUUAUUCAUGUCAGCUUAUUCAUUAUAUCAAAUAUUACAAAUUUCUUGUACUUAUGAAAUGCAUACAAUGUCACCUGUAAGUUAUGAUUGUAAUUUUUGUUGUAUAAUAUUUAUGGUUUGAUAUGAUGAUGAAUAUCAAAUAUUGAAUUGUAUUAUGCUGAUGCGUUACUAUACAAAUAUUUCUCUAUAUUGAAAAAUACAUGCUAUUUUGUUAA
Molecule: messenger RNA, 4582 nt
Organism: Homalodisca vitripennis (glassy-winged sharpshooter)
Lineage: Eukaryota; Metazoa; Arthropoda; Insecta; Hemiptera; Cicadellidae
Gene: Vps2
Product: charged multivesicular body protein 2a
Biological process (GO): protein transport; late endosome to vacuole transport; endosome transport via multivesicular body sorting pathway
Cellular component (GO): ESCRT III complex; multivesicular body
Source: RefSeq, a predicted model, not a curated record